AAUGUUUUCUGCACACGAUUGAUCGCUCCAUAGGCGAUGGACUUGCUCAAUCUGUCCUCAAAUUGGAAGAAGUUACAGUCGACCCUUCCAAAACCCAAGCCUAAUCCGUCAUCCGCAAAGACUGCAGCACAAAAUGGCUUGAAGCGCAAACGCGGCCAGUCUUUAGGUACCUCGAAUAGACCCUCCCAGGGCUCGCUACCGAGAAAGAGGGUGCGCAAGGGCAUGUCUCAGAAUAGCACAGUAUCAACCAAGACAGGCUCAAUACGGGACCUGGAGGCAUCCGACGCAGGAGUGCGUCCUCGGCCAGCUGAUCGUGCAGUUUCAGACCAGGUUAACGCAGGACUCUGUACUUCAGUUGAGGUGGGCAGAUAUGUCGCCGUAGAUUGUGAGAUGGUGGGUGUCGGACCACAUCCCGACCGUGAAUCCGCCCUUGCUCGAGUCAGUAUUGUCAAUUACAACGGCGACCAAAUCUACGACUCCUACGUUCUACCUCAAGAAGAUGUCACGGACUGGAGGACACAUGUCAGCGGCGUGGAACCAAAACAUAUGAAAUAUGCCAGGUCUUUUCAAGAGGUGCAAGCGGAUGUGUCAAACAUUAUCAAGGACAGAAUACUCAUUGGCCAUCAUAUACGACACGAUCUCGAUGCUCUGAUGAUCAGCCAUCCUCAGCGUGAUAUCCGCGAUACAGCCCGUCACCAUCCCUACCGCAAGACAACCGGGGGCGGGUAUCCUCGAUUGAAAAUAUUGGCCUCGGAAUUGCUGGGAUUCGAGAUCCAGGAAGGAGAACAUUCCAGCAUCGAGGAUGCUCGUGCCUGUAUGUUGCUCUUUCGGAAGGAUAAGACGGCAUUCGAGAGGGAGCACUCGAAAAGAUGGGCGAAACAAGUAACCACCGCACCGCGCGAAGACAGAAACGCCGAAGGGCAAGACCGAAAGCCAACCAAGAAAAAGAAACCAAAGAAGAAAAAGUGACUGGUAAGACACAAGAGUCCAUCCACGAAUUGAGAUAGUCGCAAGUCAUCUGCAAUGGCUGCAUGGCUGCAGGGGUACGUAAUCCAUCAUCUCCGUCUUCUAUCUCUUAUUACGGCGAUGAUCACAUCACCCUACGCCCUCUUAUUGAGUCCAGCCUCGCAGUAGGUGAAAUGAUACUUGAGCCGGAGCAAUUCAAGGUCACAUUGGCGAAAAGGAUACCGCUCAUCUCUCAUUUCCUUUGGAGAGGCAGGAGCAGUUGAUGAUCGCCAUGCUGAUUGACCUGCAGUUCCGGUAAUGUAGGCGUAAGUGCACCAGCUUGAUGCCUUUCGUCGUAGUCAAUAUAAAAUGCAUACUGCUUGCAGCGAUGUGCUCCGAUGGCAAGUAAGCAUCAACGAUAGAACAUACAAAGCAUCGUCAACAGCUCAUCCAUCAGCCAACCUACUAUUCACAAUCGCAAGUGCGGUCAAAAGGCAAAUACAUAGAGG
Exophiala viscosa is the source of this 1454-nucleotide messenger RNA. Its product is annotated as ribonuclease H-like domain-containing protein. Gene Ontology annotation, molecular function: 3'-5' exonuclease activity; nucleic acid binding. Bases 37 to 969 code for a protein of 310 amino acids. The transcript has 2 exons. Gene Ontology annotation, biological process: rRNA processing; ribosomal large subunit assembly. Gene Ontology annotation, cellular component: nucleus. Lineage: Eukaryota; Fungi; Ascomycota; Eurotiomycetes; Chaetothyriales; Herpotrichiellaceae. The record is from RefSeq and is a predicted model, not a curated record.